CGACGACGAGCGCUACAACGAACACGACCACGAAUAGGUUUCCGCACUCGCUCCGGCCAGACAAUGAACACGACGCCCAACUUUGACGACGAAUUUGACGCGCGCGCCGAGUACGACGACGACGCCGACACCGCGUCCCAACGUUCCAUAUCCCUCUCAUCCCCAGCAGUCUCCAACCGAAACUCGAAAGCGGAACCCAGCUCGCCUCUGAAACGCGAGUCUCAUCCGUACACAGUAUCGACAGACGCGAGCUCCGAGCGUGAUGAUACCAGUCUAUGGACACGACCGAGUUCGGUCACGUCUGCUGCACCUUCGACGUUUGGGGCGGAUGAGACGGUGACGAAUUUGUCGAGCUUGGGGACGAAGUCGCCGCCGGCUGUGGUGUACCCUCCGCCACCGCUGAGUGCGGGGAUGCAGUCGGAUGCUUCGUUUGAGACGACGACGUCGUAUUCGAAGAAGGCGAGGCCAGAGUCUAUGCUUGUUCAAGCACCGAAGGGGCCGCUUGUGUUGGGAAUUGCUCUCGUUGACUUCAAUCACCAGGUCGGACCACGAAUAGAGUUUUCGAAGGGGGAUAUCUUCGAUGACGAAGAGAUAUCUACGAUCUUGCCCUUUGUGGCACUUCCGGACGGCGCACACCUAAGUGCAGAAGAUUACUGCUACUUUCAUCUCGUUCCCGCAUCACCAAAUCCUACAACAGUGUUCGGGAUCUCAUGUAAUCGCCAAAUAGCUACAUCCUCCUUACUCGUUAAGGAAGAUGAUAUGACCCGUUCCACGGUACAAAAGGCUGUCGUUGUCCUUUGUUCGAAACCGCUUUUUGGUCCUAUAAGGGACCGGCUGGGUGUCGUCACCAUGGCGCUAUUCGAACAGAAGGAUUUCACCGAGACGGGCAUCCUGGUUGAUUUUUACGACUCGCUGGAACACUCGCUGCGGAGUCAGCUCACAGAGAGCGGAUUGUAUAUGGGGACCAGCCUUCGUGAGCUGGUGCACCAGUUCCGACAACGAACGCUCGUGCUCUUGAAAGCGCUCAUCCUACAAAAGAAGAUCAUGUUUUACGGUCACCCUGUGGAAACCCUCUGCACAUACCAAUACUCCCUCAUUUCUCUCAUACCAGGACUCCUCCAAGCCCUCGACGACAGUGGCUCCCCACCCCUUGCCUCCCGCGCCAAAAGUCUCUCCCGCCCAAACUCCCUCCGCACCUCCGACCGCAAAUCGCUCAUGGCCUACCUCGGCCUCCCCCUCGACCUCUUCGGCAAAGACGCGUUCUUCCAGCCUUACCUCCCGCUGCAACAGCUGGAUAUCAUCAAAGGCCAGAUGACGAAAUCGUUCCUGUGUGGAAGUACCAAUUCGAUCGUGACGCAGCAGAAGGAUGUGGAGGUGCUGGUGAACAUCGAGAGUGGGGUGUUGGAGUUUAAGGAUAGGGAGGGGAAGUUGGAGAGGACGGUCGGGCUGACGGCGGCGGAUAGGAAGUGGAUGGAUGAGAUUGUUAGGGAGGUUAAUGAGGGAUGGGAGGAGGAGGAAGCAGGGAGAGGGAUGCAGAGGUUUAAGGGCAGUGAUGAUUAUCUCAGGAUUAAGUUUGAGGAGUACAUUUCGGCGGCCCUCUCGUCCGUCAAGUAUGCGGACUUCCUUGCUAAGGGGGAAAAUAGCGGCGUUCUCAUCACACCGGGAAGCGGUGCGGACUCCAGCUCAGUCGCCGACUUCAAUCCGGUUUGGAUCGCCGAAUUCAAGCGUACGAACGCCUACGAAGUGUGGCAACGCGUCACAGACCCCAUGUUGUUCGACAUCGUUGAGCCCCGUCACCCAUGCAACGAACGUCCAAGCGCCAUAGCCGACAUCUCCCUCCGUCUCUCCGAAGGCAUCCAAGAACUAAAACUCGACCAACAGCUCGCUCCGACUCGGGAGGCCAUCUCGCGUACAUUCAACGCUGGAUCAACAGGUUUCUUUAAAGCCGUCGAGGGCGUCAGAGGAAGAUGGAUGCAGAGGGGGACUUCGUCGACUUCAGUCAACAGUGAUGGCAGUGCAACGAGCAAGAGUCCUACAGCGACUCCAGCGACGCUGGCCUCGGUACCGAGUACGCCUGCGAUGGAGUCGAUGACGGGUCCUAGUACGCGGGAGAUGAAAGAACCGGCGACACCGACGGCUUCGACGGGUAGUGCUAGUAGGCCACCGAGCAUCACUGCGGAUCAGGCGAAGGAGAGACUCACUUCGUGGGGAUCAGGGAUCGGGUCAUUCUUCUCCGCCAGAGCGCCACGAUUCUCCGUCUCUAAAGGUAAUCCACCACCACCAUCCGCACCGGCUUCAGCACAGAGCCCGACGACGCCUAUAGCGCAGAGUCCCACGUCGUUCACGUCUACGAGGGGAGUCGUUUCGGUCCUGGAAUCGCCAGACGCGGAGGAUGAUCGUGUGAUGACGAUGACUUCGCCCGUAAGUAGCAGUCGGUCGUUCGAUUCGGAGCUUAAAGGGGAUGGAGGGAAUGUUGUCGUUAGUCCUGGGACUUCGAUUUUGGAAUCGGAACGGUCUUCGUUGGCGUCGAGGGUUUCGGUGGAUGUCAUCCCCACGCCUGGGCUCGCUUUGUUAUCGACUGCUGCUCCUGUGACUGUUACGGUUCCUCCAUCUACGUCCUCGCCACCGCCAUCACGCACGCCCACGUUCGAGACGGAUAAGGAUAGUCAUCUAGAGUCUGAGGCAAAGGAGGAACAUGUGGAGGAGGAGCACGGAGAGGAGAAAGUGGAAGAUGAGCAUGAACACGAGCACGAGCACGAGCAUGAGAAGCCUGAGGUGGAGGCUGUGAUUCCAAGCAGGAGCUUGGAGAAGGAUGAUAUCGACACCCUCAGUCGUUCGGAUAUGACGUCGGAUGUAGAUGGAGACGACGCGUACGAUGCGUACGACGCGGUCGUCGACGAGACUCCAUCUUCGAAGGUAGACCACGAGGGGCCUGAGGAGUCAAAAUCGGACCACCAAGACUCGGAGCAUGAAGACGAACACGAACACGGACAUGACCACGACCACGCCGACCACGACCAUGACGACCACGACCAUACCUCUGACCAGGAACACGACGACCAUGAUUAUGAGGCUCGGACUGGGACAAGCGGGUCGCAGAGGAGUAGCAUCAUUGCGCUGAGUACGUCGUCGCGGUUGCGGGAUGAUGAUGAUCGGAGUGAUUAUGGCGGCCAUGGGCAAGGAGCUGGGGAUUUCGGAGUGGCGCUUUGAAGGCUUUACACUAGAAAGCAUGGGUUGUGUUUUGAGUAUUUAUAAUGUUACACAUCGUCGCGAUUCGAUUGAAUGGAGUGGCGUUUUUGCUUCCAUGUGGUUCGGUUUUCUGUUGAUAUACUCUAGCUUUCUUUUGUUUAUAAUUGAUUUUGUUCUGGC
Messenger RNA from Stereum hirsutum FP-91666 SS1, 3369 nucleotides. RefSeq lists its product as uncharacterized. The record is from RefSeq and is a predicted model, not a curated record. Gene Ontology annotation, cellular component: cytoplasm. NCBI's taxonomy places the organism in Eukaryota, Fungi, Basidiomycota, Agaricomycetes, Russulales, Stereaceae. The transcript has 14 exons. Bases 64 to 3210 code for a protein of 1048 amino acids.